CUGUCCCCAAGAGGCGGGAGAGCGCGCGCCGCGUGGCCUUGUUUGGGGGCGGGGCCACGCGCCCACCUGCGUGGUGCGUGCGUGGAGCGGGGUGCGGCGCGCGGUCCCGGGGUCCCGGAGGGGAGUGCGCAGGCGCGGGGUCCCUGCGCGGCGCUCACGGUGGUCGCCGCUGGGGUCGGAGCCCGAGAAGACCGAGGUUCCAGCCAUCCUUACCUCAGGAAGACAUAGCUUUGUGCCUUUCAAAGCCCUUUCCCAUCUAUCAUCAGGGACUCAGAAGAUGAGCCAAGUUUAUAGCCCUGCCUUGAUGUGCACUGGAUAAGAAUUCUAACCUCAGCUGUUUUAGUGGGUCUCAGUCUUCAUUGGUUUCCUGGAUGCUUGGUAUAUGGUGGAUCCUUGAACAAUGUGAAAACUGCAGCAUGAAAGCUUUACAACUUCCUGGAACAAUCCAUUUUACUUAAGUAAUUGGAAGGGGAAAGCCAAGUGAUCUGCUUAUCUGCCCUGCCUUACCAGCUCUCUGACCCUCUCUGAGUGUGGACCCUCAAGCGGGAAGAAAGGAUGCCUGCUGCACGGGGAAAAUCCAAAUCCAAGGCACCUAUAACAUUUGGGGACUUAGCCAUCUACUUCUCCCAGGAGGAGUGGGAAUGGCUGAGCCCCAUUCAGAAGGAUUUGUAUGAAGAUGUCAUGUUGGAGAACUACCGGAACCUGGUUUCACUUGGUCUUUCCUUUCGGAGACCAAAUGUGAUCACGUUAUUGGAGAAAGGGAAAGCGCCCUGGAUGGUAGAGCCAGCAAGAAGACGCCGGGGUCCUGACUCGGGGUCUAAGGGUGACACCAAGAAGUUACCUCCAAAUCAAUGCUACAAAUCUGGGCAAAGCAUCUGCCAGAAACCAGUUUCUGCACAACAAAAAGCUGCUACACGAAAGAGUGGCUGCAAUCAAAAUUUAGUCCUAAUAAAACCUAAGAAAGGGCAUUCAGGGAAGAAACCUUUAAAAUGUAAUGACUGUGGUAAAACCUUUAGUCGAAGCUUCUCUCUUAAACUUCAUCAGAACAUUCAUACUGGAGAGAAGCCUUUUGAAUGCAGUAAUUGUAGAAAAGCUUUUAGACAAAUCUCAUCCCUCAUACUUCAUCAGAGAAUUCACAAUGGAAAGAAAAGCCAUGAAUGCGAUAAAUGUGGGGAAAGCUUCAAUCAAAGAACAACUUUUAUUCUACAUAGGAGAAUUCAUGAUGGAAAGGAAACUCUUGACUGUGGGAAGGCCUUGAGUCAAUGUCAGUCUUUCAGUACACAUCAGAAAACUCACAUAGUUGGGAAUGUCUGCCAGUGCAGAAAGUGUGGGAAAGCCUUCAGUCAUAUGUCAUCCCUUUUACUUCAUAAGAGAAUUCAUAAUGGAAAGAAAACACGUAAAUAUAAUAAAUGUGGGAGAGGCUUCAAAAAGAAACCGGUCUUUGUUAUACAUAAAAGAAUUUAUGAUGGAGAGAAAACCCCUGAAAGUGUGAAGGCCUUAAGUCAGAGUCUACAGCAAAGAAGUCACCAUUUAGAGAAUCCUUAUAAAUGCAGAAAAUGUGGGAAAUUCUUUAAUAGGAUUUCACCCCUUAUGCUUCACCAGAGAAUUCACACUUCAGAGAAACCGUACAAAUGUAAUAAAUGUGACAAGCUCUUCAGGCGGCUUUCAACCCUUAUUCUGCAUCUCAGAAUUCAUAAUGGAGAAAAACUAUACAAAUGCAAUAAAUGUGAGAAGGUCUGCAAUCGGCAUUCAUCCUUUGUUCAACAUCAGAAAGUUCAUACAAGGAAAAAGAAACUAUUUGAGUGUAAGGAAUGUGGAAAGAUGUUUUCUGGAACUGCAAACCUUAAAAUACAUCAGAACAUUCAUUCUGAAGAGAAGCCUUUCAAAUGCCAUAAAUGUAGUAAAGUUUUUGGCCGCCAGUCAUUUCUUAUUGAACAUCAAAGAAUUCAUACUGGAGAAAAACCCUACCAGUGCGAGGAAUGUGGAAAAGCCUUCAGUCACCGAAUAUCUCUCACUCGACAUAAGAGAAUUCACACUGAAGACAGACCCUAUGAAUGUGAUCAGUGUGGGAAGGCCUUCAGCCAGAGUGCACACCUUGCCCAACAUGAAAGAAUUCACACUGGAGAGAAGCCAUAUACAUGCAAAACAUGUGGUAAAGCCUUUAGUCAGCGCACAUCUCUUAUUCUACAUGAAAGAAGUCAUACUGGAGAGAAACCCUAUGAAUGUAAUGAAUGUGGGAAGGCAUUUAGUAGUGGGUCAGACCUUAUUCGACACCAGAGAAGUCAUUCUUCAGAGAAGCCGUAUGAAUGUAGUAAAUGUGGGAAGGCAUAUAGUCGGAGUUCAUCCCUGAUUCGACAUCAGAAUACACAUUCUGAAGGAAAAGCCUAAAGGUGUUUUAAAUCUAUCAAAGAUAUGGCAAAUACAUCUUUGUCUAUAAUGUAAAUUUUAUGUAUAUGGGACCUUUUGAUGAUGUGUCCCACUUUGAAAGCCAAAGAGCAAAAGUCAUUGAUGAUUUUGACCUCAGGAUUUGAAAUUAAACUCAGAAGUUUGGUCAGUCAUUGUGAAUGAAGAUCAUUUUUCUUUUGAUAAGAAUUACUGGCCGGGUGUGGUGGCUCACACCUGUAACCCAGCACUUUGCAAAGCUGAGGUGGGAGGAUCAUAAGGUCAGGAGUUCGAGACCAGUCUGGCCAACUUUUGAAACCCCAUCUCUACUAAAAAAUACAAAAAUUAGCUGGGUGCAGUGGUGUGCACCUAUAAUUCCAGCUACUAGACAGGCUGGGGUAGGAGAAUUGCUUGAAUCCAGGAGGUGGAGGUUGCAGGCUGAGAUUGCACCACUGCACUCCAGCCUAGGAAACAGAGCAAGACUCUGUGUCAUAAAUAUCAAAUGAUUACUGAUAUUUUACUUCCAACAUAGUUUUAAAGAUAAUUCAUUGGUCACAUACAACAAAGUAGAAUUGUGAAGUCCAUUAUGGGGCUUUGAACCUAAUUUAUGGUCACAGAAAAAAGAAUUUGAGUCUGUUUCUCAGAUCUAGAACUAUCAAAUAUAAGGAACUUCUUGACAAAACAGGGUGCCACUUUCAGCUGACACACUUAUGGGUGAGGUAAAAGUGACUCUUUAGGUAGAAAAAGGUAUCACUCAUAAUGGUGUAUAGCAGUAGAAACCUUACUGUACCAUCUCCAUGGUCAUGAGGAUAUAUGAUCUUCAUGGUUUGAACAUCUAAUAUGGCUGAGGCAAGCCAACAGUAAAAGAACCAAGAUACAGUGAAGAUUUUAGGCGUGGUGGCUCCCGCCUAUAAUCCCAGCACUUUGGGAAG
Saimiri boliviensis boliviensis (Bolivian squirrel monkey) is the source of this 3314-nucleotide messenger RNA. It is a transcript of the gene ZNF667, whose product is annotated as zinc finger protein 667. NCBI's taxonomy places the organism in Eukaryota, Metazoa, Chordata, Mammalia, Primates, Cebidae. The record is from RefSeq and is a predicted model, not a curated record. Gene Ontology annotation, cellular component: nucleus. Gene Ontology annotation, biological process: regulation of transcription by RNA polymerase II. Gene Ontology annotation, molecular function: DNA-binding transcription factor activity, RNA polymerase II-specific; RNA polymerase II transcription regulatory region sequence-specific DNA binding.